Molecule: messenger RNA, 1800 nt
Organism: Rhopilema esculentum
Lineage: Eukaryota; Metazoa; Cnidaria; Scyphozoa; Rhizostomeae; Rhizostomatidae
Product: solute carrier family 22 member 15-like
Biological process (GO): transmembrane transport
Cellular component (GO): membrane
Molecular function (GO): transmembrane transporter activity
Source: RefSeq, a predicted model, not a curated record
ACAACAGAUGAACCGUAAACUAAUUGACCGAGAUAAGGUUGAGAUCCGCCAUCCAUGUUAGAGUUUUGAAGCUACUACAAGCAGAGUUUGGGAGUUAUCUCGACGCUCUAUAGUGCCCGCUCAACGCAACUGGUUACUCAAAAUCAACUCAAAAUGGCUACACCACUUGAUAUCCCGACAGAGCCAUUGAGCAUUGAUGACGUUUUGCCUUUAAUUGGUGAAUUCGGAAAGUUUCAGGUUCUACUUGAAACAGCAUUUUGUAUAAUGAUCUUCCCAGGGUCAAUGCUUAUACUCAUACCAUAUUUUGUGCAACACAACCCUCCCUGGAUGUGCGUCGCCAACAGCACAGUUUGUCGUCUAAAUGGCACCUACGAUACACAGAGUAAGUUUUACAAAGAGAGAUGCAAAAUGCCGAGGUCAGAAUGGCAAUUCACAAAGCCGAAGGAAUAUUCUAUCAUGACUCAGUUUGACCUAUACUGCGACACAGAAGUAUACAGCUACUUGGCAACAUCUCUCGUCUUUCUCUCAUGGGCAGUUGGUGCGAUCGUACUGGGAUGGACAUCAGAUCGAUAUGGGCGAAGGCUAACUUUAUUGCCUUCCGUGGCGAUCGUCAUCAUACUUGGCUUCAUCACCUCGUUUUCUCCGACCCUUUGGUUCUACAUUCUAACACGCACUUUAAUGGGCUUUUUCGUCCCUGGUGGUGCUGUACAGAUGUUUGUGAUCAUUUCAGAGUUUGUAGGCCCAAAAUGGCGUCCAUUCGCUGGAAUUACACUUUGGUUUUCAUUUGCUCUCAGCGUAGUUGUGCUUGGAAUUAUAGCAAUCUUCGUUCAAACUUGGAAGAUUUUGAUGAUAGUCACCACAGCUCCAUAUUUUCUUGCAUUUGUUUUUUUCAAGUUCAUUCCGGAGUCGACAAGAUGGCUUCAUGUAAAUGGAAGAACUGACGAAGCGGUUGCGAUAUUUCGAAAGAUUGCCAAGGUAAAUGGAAAAGAGCUGCCGGAUAUAAAAUUAAAGCCAGUUCCAAUGGACUGCUCUCCUGGACUGACACAUUAUCUUCAUUUAUUCAAGCCUAAGAAAAUCGCUAUACGAAGUUUGAUCCAGGGAUACGCGUGGGUGGUCAGUGGCUUGGUGUUUUACGGUGUUUCGUUUGGUGCUGAUGACUUUAGCGGGAACAUGUACCGUGACUACAUCCUCGCAAGUCUGGUCGAUUUUCCAGCAAUCAUACUUACGAUUUACCUUUGCAACAAAAUCGGACGGAAGAAGACUGUUUUAAUUCCCAUGAUGAUAUCCGGAAUUUCAUGCAUUGCGGUCUCCUUGAUUCCUGCAAAAUCAGGAGGGAAAAAAUCAAAACUGAUCGGACUGCGUGUAUUUUUUGGUAUCCUUGGAAAGUUUUCCAUCACUAUGUCGUUUGAUGCUAUUUACACUUGGUCCACUGAAAUUUAUCCAACCGUUAUAAGAGGUGCUGGAAUGGGCUUUCUGCAAAUCGCUGCUCGACUUGGUUCUGCAAUGGCACCUUGGGUUGCAAAAUGGCUCAUGGUCUUCCACGUGGUGUUGCCUUUUUCGAUAAUGGGCGGAUCUGCUGUCAUUUGUGCCAUCCUGUUGCUUUGGCUUCCCGAAACAGCCGAUAAGAAGACCUUGGAAUCCUUGGGAGAUCAAUUUGAAGAGAAUGACAAUGUAGUCACAGCCGAAGACAUGGGUGGAGAAAGGAUGAAAAUGGUUGUUAGGGAAGACGUAACUGCUUGAGUUUCUUCUGUCAGUUUUGGCCUUUAGAUUUUGAUUUUAUCUUGUGCAAAAAUUCAACAG